Molecule: messenger RNA, 207 nt
Organism: Adineta ricciae
Lineage: Eukaryota; Metazoa; Rotifera; Eurotatoria; Adinetida; Adinetidae
Source: the annotation of a GenBank genome assembly
AUGGUUAAUGAAACAAGUUUAUCUCAAGUUUCAAGUUCAACAAUGAACAUUUUAGCUCAAUUUUUUCGUUGUCACUUGGUGUAUAAGGCAAGUCUCAUGGGAGUGAGUAUAGAGAAAGCAGAAUCCAUUGUAAUGUUUUCACAACUCUCAAGAUACUCAUUUCGUGUUGGAUUGAUUUGUCAUGUAGAAAGUGCUGAAACCUAUUAA